GCAGUCUCUGCAUCCCUUCUUCUUAACCCGCACGCACGCGCGGCGCCGGCGAGGCCACACCCCACGACGAGACGCCGCCCACCACCCGCCGCCACCGCCACCGCCACCGCCAUGCGGCUCCCCGCCGGCGCUCGCCUCGCACUCCUGCUCGCCCGCCGCUCCCUCUCCUCCGCAUCCUCCUCCGCCGCCGCCGCCCACUUCCCGCGCGCGCGCGCAGGGAUAUGGAGCGAUGCGGCUCGCGCGGCGCCCUCUCGGGCCUCGCCCUUCUCGUCUCCGAGCACCGCCCACAGGCUCUUCCACGGGACUAGGCCGGUGGCUGCGAGGGACUACUACGAUGUGCUUGGCGUCAGCAAGAAUGCGAGCCAGGCCGAUAUUAAGAAGGCGUAUUACGGGCUUGCAAAGAAGCUUCAUCCAGACACAAAUAAAGGUGAUGCGGAUGCAGAACGUAAGUUUCAAGAGGUUCAACGAGCUUAUGAGACUUUGAAGGAUGAGGAAAAAAGAUCAUUCUAUGAUCAGGUUGGCCCCGAUCAAUAUGAGAAAGCUUCUGCUGCUGGAGGUGGAACUGGCAACCCAUUUGAGGGUGGUUUUGGGAAUCCAUUUGAGGAUCUUUUUCCUGGUGGUGGGGCUGGCGGAGGCGGAAUGAAUGAUUUCUUUAGGAACAUUUUCAGGGAUAGGGAUUUUGGAGGACGUGAUGUUAAGGUUGCACUUGAAAUAUCAUUUAUGGAAGCAGUUCAAGGGUGCACCAAAACGAUCAACUUUCAAACUUCUGUAACAUGUGAAACCUGCGGUGGAGCUGGUGUGCCUCCUGGAACCAAACCUGAAACAUGUGCAACUUGCAGGGGUUCAGGAUUUAUGUUCAUGCAAACUGGACCCUUUAGGAUGCAAUCCACAUGUACAAAAUGUGGUGGUUCUGGGAAGACUGUGAAGGAUUUCUGCAAGACCUGCAAAGGGAACAAAGUUGUGCCUGGAACGAAAUCAGUUCGCCUUGAUAUACUGCCUGGUUUGGAUAACGAGGAUACUAUAAAGGUGAUGAGAUCAGGUGGAGCAGAUCCAGAUGGCCGUCCAGGUGAUCUUUAUGUGACCCUCAAGGUUCAUGAGGAUCCUGUAUUCCGAAGAGAGAAAGGUGAUAUCCAUGUUGAUGCUGUCCUGAAUGUGACUCAGGCAAUUUUGGGAGGGACGGUUCAAGUCCCAACUCUCAGUGGAGAUGUCGUUCUGAAGGUCAAGCCCGGUACUCAACCUGGUCAGAAGGUAGUUCUGAGAGGGAAAGGUAUCAAGACAAGAAACUCAUCAUACUACGGAGACCAAUAUGUGCAUUUCAAUGUCAACAUCCCUGUGAAUUUGACACCGAGACAGCGGGUGCUGAUCGAGGAAUUUGCAAAGGAAGAACAAGGCGAAGAAGAUAAGGAUGCGAAGGCAGCCAGUGCAUCAGGAUAGCCAAUUUUAGGAGCCAUCCACAUUUCAAUAGCACCUUAGCUGAUCUUAUAUCAUCAUAUGAGGUAGAAUAGGCUGCUGCCUGAAAUUCUCAGGGGCAAGAUAUAGUUGGGUAGCGUGGAAUUUCCACUGCAACAUAUAGAUCUUUGUUUGAGAUUUUGUAGCUGGAAUAAUGCUAGACCACCCUGCCCGAUGGGUGUAAUCCUAAGCUUAACACCAGCAAGACGUGCAGGGUGGUUGUAUAAUUUUGUGGAUCAGGGUGACUAUAUGUAUUAUAACACACGGUACUGAUGCCAAUUCAUGUCUCCUGUUGAGGUUUUCGGUUUUUCAGAUAUCAGACGAACUACUGCAGUUCCUGUCAAAAUUUUCUAUCUGUUCUUGAGUAUAAAGAUCUCUCUUGUAUGUUUACGAGAAAUAUACACAAAUGUAACUUGUUCUGUAGUUUCUCUUCGCUGAGCUGUUAACAGCAUGGACGCUUGUUCUGUUUUCUUCUCCAUACAAAAAAAAAAGUUGGCUUGAGCGAUUCUGUCCGCAGCCUACUCCGGCACCAGAUGCAUCCCCAACAGAAGUGUUGCUGUCGUCACGAAUUCCCCAAAAGAAAUGGUGUCGUCGUCUCGACGCAGCACCAUAGGAGGGAGGGCGCCGCGAUGCUGAGGCCCGCGCUGGCGUGCUGCAAGCUCUACAUCUCCGAGGCCCGCAACGCGCCGGCGCUGCGCGCCAUCGAGCGCGCCGCGGCGGGGCUCCGCCCGGCGGCCGGGCUCGUCAACGCGUUCGCCGACGACGCCUACAACAGGGUCGGGUACACGCUCGUCUCCCCACUCGCGGGCGGCGGCGGCGGUAACUCGGCCCCGCCGCCGCUGCAUCGCGCGGCGUUCGGCGUGGUCGCGGCCGCGCUCGAGGCCGUCGACUUCGGCGCCCACGCCGGCGCGCACCCGAGGCUCGGCGUCGUCGACCACAUCGCCUUCCAUCCCCUGGCCGGGGCCCACCUCGACGACGUCGCCGCGCUCACCAGGGCGGUGGCCGCUGACAUCGGAGACAAGCUUCAAGUGCCAACAUAUCUGUACGGAGCAGCUCACAGAGACGGCAGAAGGCUGGCGUCCAUCAGGAGGCAGCUCGGCUACUUCACGCCCAACUCUCCCGGCGAGCAAUGGCGUGGCGCGCCGGACUCCUCAUCCCUGCCCGUCGCCCCGGACGCCGGCCCCGCGACGCCGUCGAGGUCCAAGGGCGUGGUGGCCAUCGGCGCGACAGCCUGGGUCGACAACUACAACGUGCCCGUGCACACGGCCGACGUCGCGGCGGCGAAGCGGAUCGCGCGGGCGGUCAGCGAGCGCGGCGGCGGGCUCAGGUCCGUGCAGGCGAUGGGGCUCGCGCACGGCGAGGGCGUCACCGAGGUCGCCUGCAACCUGCUCGACCCGGCGAGGGUGGGGGCGGAGCAGGUGCAGGAGAGGGUGCGGCAGCUAGCCGCCGAGCAGGGGCUCGCUGUCGGCGAGGGAUACUUCACUGACUUCUCCCAGGAGAGGACCGUCGAGCUGUACAUGCAGUCAGCUGAAGCCGACGCUUCCCAGCAGUGACUUGAGUAAUUUUUGCACCGUGGGAAAACAAGUUAUGGCAGCAUCAUGCCAUAUUUGAAUAAUGAUUUUCUCGAGCACAAAGUAGAAUUAAUUAAGGAGCAAAAAACUAAUGAAAUUAAAGAUCUUCAUAGUC
Molecule: messenger RNA, 3135 nt
Organism: Panicum virgatum (switchgrass)
Lineage: Eukaryota; Viridiplantae; Streptophyta; Magnoliopsida; Poales; Poaceae
Product: chaperone protein dnaJ GFA2, mitochondrial-like
Exons: 18
Coding region: 112-1434 (440 amino acids)
Biological process (GO): protein refolding; response to heat
Cellular component (GO): cytoplasm
Molecular function (GO): ATP binding; heat shock protein binding
Source: RefSeq, a predicted model, not a curated record